GGCGUUCUUGCAGAGGACUGGAGACUACUGCCACGCUCAACAUCCCAGAGCAUAGGCUGAUCCAGGGGAGGAUGCCCACUGCUCUGCCUUCUCCGCCUAAUACCCUGCACUGAUCCCUGGGUACCAACGCAUCGAGGGCUCCCUGCCUCCCAGGACUCUCCACACCCUAGGUCUGUCACUCUAAGACCCUCUCUCAGGAACCCUAAUGGGGUGAUUGGACUAACUAUUCCACUACUCUUCAGUGAAAGCCCCAAGACCUCAUCUAAACCAACCACAGUGACCCUCCCAAGGAUUGACCAACCUGAGGACAGACUUGUAUUUAUCUAUCUUCUUAAAGGAGGGACAGGACUGAGAACGUCUGCAGGGUUAAAGGCGACAGGAGUUUAGCCCACCAGCGACCGUGGCCACCGUGGACGACCAGUUUGUGGUCCCCUUGCGUCCCUGUCCGUGUUGCGUUCGCACCCCCAGCUGGGUAAGGGUUGUCAACAUGGCCCGUAUGAACCGUCCGGCGCCGGCUGAGGUGUGCUACAAGAACAUGCGGCUGCUCAUCACGCACAACCCCACCAACUCCACCCUCAACAGCUUCAUCGAGGACCUUAAGAAGUACGGAGCCACGACGGUAGUGAGAGUGUGUGAGGUCACCUAUGAUAAGGCUCCAUUGGAGAAGGAUGGCAUCACUGUGGUGGACUGGCAGUUUGACGACGGUGCGCCCCCUCCCUCUAAGGUGGUGGAGGACUGGCUGAGUCUGCUAAGGUCUCGUUUCCUGGAAGAUCCGGGCUGCUGCGUGGCCGUGCACUGUGUGGCUGGACUGGGCAGAGCCCCGGUGCUGGUGGCGUUGGCACUGAUCGAGAGUGGGAUGAAGUAUGAGGAUGCCAUCCAGUUCAUCAGACAGAAGCGCAGAGGGGCGAUCAACAGCAAGCAGCUGACCUACCUGGAGAAGUACCGCCCCAAACAGAGACUGCGCUACAAAGACCCACACAUCUUCAAGAACAAGUGCUGCAUCAUGUGACCCCCAUUUCCAUCCUCAGCCAAUCAACUGCCUGCCACCUGAUCGAUCUGACCUGAAUGGAUAACGACGAUGGACGAAUCCACAGCCAAUGCACUUUGUGGCUGAACUAUGAGAACUAUGAAUCAUGAACUGAGCUAAGCAGCUCCACCAAGGGAAGGGUGUGAUGAGUCUCCCUGGUGCCUAAAGAUGGCUCUUACUGAGGGGGCCCAUGGAUCAAGCCCUCCUUGAAUCUGACUUUUUAUCCAAGAGCCAGCCGGAGGUAGCUUGGAAUGGAUGGUGAAAGGGGCACAGGACGUUGACACAUUGAACUCCGUCAUCACCAUGGGGUUGUGCCUCGCUGCAAAUUAUUUGACUUGCAGUUGACUUUGUCAUUGUACCUCCAACGCCCCCUUGCUACCAAAUGGUGGUAACGCCUCAAAUCAUUGUCUGAAAGGGAGACAGCUUUGGCUGUAUGAAUAUGAAACCAAUGUGAAUCAUAGGGGGGGAAAUGUUUGUGCCUGGUUGCCCUUUAUCUCUCUGCCUACAGUAGGGGGACUGAGCUGUUUUCUGUUCACUCCUUGUUCCAAGGUUAAUGCUAUCCAGAAUCCUUGGGACAUCCUUAACCCUUACCUAACCCCAACCAUAACCCUUACCUAACCACAACACCAUCCUUAACCCUUACCUAACCCCAACCAUAACC
Molecule: messenger RNA, 1688 nt
Organism: Salvelinus namaycush (lake trout)
Lineage: Eukaryota; Metazoa; Chordata; Actinopteri; Salmoniformes; Salmonidae
Product: protein tyrosine phosphatase type IVA 3
Exons: 5
Coding region: 488-1009 (173 amino acids)
Biological process (GO): protein dephosphorylation
Cellular component (GO): nucleus
Molecular function (GO): protein tyrosine phosphatase activity
Source: RefSeq, a predicted model, not a curated record